Folsomia candida is the source of this 3706-nucleotide messenger RNA. RefSeq lists its product as uncharacterized. Gene Ontology annotation, biological process: signal transduction. Bases 1484 to 3325 code for a protein of 613 amino acids. The record is from RefSeq and is a predicted model, not a curated record. The transcript is spliced from 7 exons. Lineage: Eukaryota; Metazoa; Arthropoda; Collembola; Entomobryomorpha; Isotomidae. Gene Ontology annotation, molecular function: protein binding.
AUCACAAUAGCCACACCUAACUCGUUACGGGAUUGUGUGAGAAUAGAUAAUUUACGAGGAUAAGUUACAUAUUCGUACGGAAAAAAGUGUAAUUAAACUCCGAUGUAAAUUAAAGUGGUGGUGGAAUCAAUCUGUUAGAGAAUACUACUGUUAAAUUUUAUACAAUAUUGUAGACGUUGUAAGAAACAUUAUACGGAAAAUUUGGCAACCACUUUCUAAAUAUAUUGCCACAAACUAGAACCGUUUAAUCGGUUGAGAACUUAUAUACUUUAAUUGCACAACAGGUUGGUUAAUAAAAUUAGUUUUUCUGUUAAACUAGUACCAGCGUUCAAGGCGAAUCACCCACGGUAAAUCCAACAAGAUGGAUAGAGUGUUAAGAGAUGAAAAGGAUCAACAAGAAGUCGCAAAAAUAAUGGUACACGAUCCAAUCGCGAUGCAAAACUGGAUCCGGGUUUCACAAGAACUUGGUCUAAAUGUUGAAUUCGAGACCAGACAUUAUCCCCAGUUGGUAAUGGGCCUUAUAAAGUACGACAUCCUUUUUCAAAAAAUGCUUCAGGAAUGGGCCGCUAGAUUCAGGAGGGAAGCUACAGUGGGAGAAUUAUGCAAAGUAUUGAGUCAACUCGGGCUUAAAAUGAUUUCGAAUAAUAUAAAGGAACAUUUUUUAAACCUAACGGAUGGUCCUCCUGACAAAUCUAGCCAAGCAAUCACAGCGGUUGAAAGAAUAAACAUGGAUGGAGACAUGGCACCAGGAACCAAGAAGAGUAAGAUAGAAGAAGGAAUUAUCUUUUUGCCAUGUCCAAAGCCUGAUAAAAAUUUCACUGGGAGAUGUCAACUUAUUGAAGACGUUAUUAAAAGUCUUUCAGAAUUUGGAAAAAAUCCUAGUAAUCAGGUUGGAUUUCCCCUUGCAGAUCUGCACGGUCUUGGUGGUCACGGAAAAACACAAACUGCACAAAGAAUUGCAGACAAAUGCGCGAAAGAAAAUAUAUUCAAUGGAGUGAUAUGGAUAGAUGCCGAACACGAAUCUGGAAUCAUAGAAAAAAUUAGAAGAGAAUUAAUAAAUCAAGGAAUUCAAGACCUGCAAGAAAAUCUUGGGCUUCUGCUGGCUAAUAAACUUUAAGAUUUUAUAAAUUUGAAAGGUCCGCAAAAAGUCCUAGUAAUAUUUGACAAUGUAAAUGGAUUUGAAGAAAUCGAGAAAUAUUUACCGCUAAACAAAAAUAUGGAUAAUAUAGCUCUCUUACUGACAUCUGUGGAGAAGAUUUCUAUCCCAACCGCAAUGGGGGAAAUUGUAUCGUUUAGGGUGGAUGUUUUAGAAGAGAUUGAGGCCGUAGAGUUGAUUUCUAAACUACUACCAGAGUCCGUCGAAAACCUAGAGUCUGAUAUUUCCCUCCUUGCCUUGGAGUCUGGAAGAAUCCCGGUAAUUCUGUGCAUUAUGGCAGCAACCAUUGCCAACAGUCCUUACACAAUUCCUUAGUUUGUGAAAGAAAUGAAGGACAGAUCAAAAAUAAUCAAGUAUCCACUCGAUCCUAAAAAGAAAGAUAAUCUGAACUUGCAAUAUAAGAAAAGUUUAUAUAUUUGUGUGAAAAUUGCUCUGGAAAAAUUGCAAACAUCAAACAAUUUGUAUGCCAACGCCGCGACUCAUUUUAUCGAGAGAUGUGUGUAUUUGCGUGAUGAGUUUAUUAUCAAAUAUUUUCUGAAACAUAGCACCACGGUUAGACAAGAUGUGGAAACAAUUUCAGAAGAAAGUUUGGUACAUCUUGAACCAAUCUUUGUGUUGAAAAGUGUCGUCGACUUGGUUUCCAGCUUUUCAUUGGUUAACUAUAGAACUCACGAGUAUUCAGCUGUAAUGAAUGAAGUAGUAGUUCAUCGCUUAGUUAAAGAAACAUUGAGAGCAAUACAAAGGGAUGAAGAGCGAGAGUAUAACAUAUUGGAGGAGCUCGUCAGUAAGGAUCAUCCCGAAUUGAAAGAUGUGGAGGGAGAUAUUCUCGACGUUUAUUUUAUCCCUAGACAAAUUUCCAUCGUUUGGUCAUAUGCAGCAAAUUAUGAAUGUCUAAUCAGAAAAUACUUCCUGGAGAAAGGAUCCUUGAAAGUAAUGAUUGACAAUAGAUUUUUCAACGAAACCAAACAAAUCGUCAAACAACUCGGAGAUACAAAUUCAGCCCGGAAAAUACUUGCAAUCGAAGUUCAUGAAAAUGGAUUUGAAUCAGCAUUACGAAAGGAUUUUUGCGGACUAAGACGUUAUUUUAUUCAACAACUUAAAAUUAAUAGAGGUGAUAUUCCUGACUCGCUUUGGAAAGCUGGAAUAACGGAUACUGUAAAGUGUUGCAUGUUACGUAUGAAUCUUGACAUAUUGACUGAAUUAGUGGAGGGGCUCGAUUUACAGGGGGAUUUUUUAUCAAGUGCCGAUUCUGACAAUUUACUCGUGAACGCAAUAUACUGGGGAAAGCUGGAAGCUGCAAAGUACUUCUUGGAUAAGAAUGCAAAUCCAUGUGAGAAAGGAAGGGAUGGGUACACUGCGUUACAUGCUUGUGCGUUUAGAUGGAAUGGAAAACGAGCGGAAGCUGCUAAUCUAUUGACAGCCAGGAUUGUCUCCAAAUAUCCGGAAUUGGUAUACGCGAAAGAUAGCGUUGGGCGACCGCCUUUCAUGAUAGCAGCAGAACGUGGUAAUAAGUGUGCCCUAAAUUUUAUUCUGCGGAAUAUGCUAGAUUCCAGCUCUCAAAUUAAUCUUCCUGAUAAUGAGGGAAAUACUUCGUUGAUGCUGGCAAUUAAAAAUGUCACGAAUACACCAAUGUCAGACGUUAUCAUGGUUUUGAUGGGGCACGGAGCAGAUAUUCAUUACAGGAAUCCUUUAAAUUUAUGGAAUGCGUGGCAUUAUGCAUGCUUUGCUGGCCUUUAUCACGAAAGCAUACCAUCCUUACACUUCUUUGAAAUUCUCGAGAUCCUGGUGGCAAACAUGGUUUCGCUGGACGAGCAAAAUAAAGAUGGCGACACAUUUUUACAUAUGCUCAUAAAGGACAAUGAUACAUUUCCUUAUAUUGAGAAAUCAGAUCUUAGUAAGUUUCUAGACUUAAUAGCGGCAAAUAAGAUGGGCUCGUUAUUUGACUGCAGGAAUGGAGAUGGGUUGACGAUUUUGGAGUUAGUAAAUAUUCCUGUAAGCAAUUCCAGUGUCCGGUCAUCCGUCGUUUUUGGUGAAAUGAAAAAAGGGCCAAAUAUUGCUAGACGGUGGGCUGAAAGUGACACAGCAAUAACCAGGUCUGACCACGCUAUGAUAAAACAGUCCAAUCACGAGGUAGUUAUUGAAUUUAUUCAGAAAUUUAGUAGUAAAUGACAAAUAAGGUUACCGCAUGGUGAUCAAUGUUUUUUAUUAAUGUACUUGGCCCUCACAAGACCGUCGGGACAAAUGCAUUGACUGUCCCCACGGCAAAAUUUCCGUGGGGACAUUGUCCCCAUGUCCCCACGCAUCCGCGGCCGCUGUAUGAAGAGCGAAUAUAAUAGAUAAUAAUGCAAUUUUAACUUCUACCAUGCGAGAUAUAUGGUAGUAAAUUCCGUUAAACUGGUUUAUGUGUACAAAUUUGGUUUUAUUAAUUUAGAACCAAAAUGUAAGUACGGGAUAAAGAACAAUUAUAAAUUGCAAAGGACAUUACAAAGUGUAGAUAAACCCGUCGGAUAAAAUGUAAUGUUAUAGACAAUAAAAUUUUUGAUGCUCGUA